UAGGUUGCAUUGUGGGUAAACGCACCAUAUUUUCACGGGUGAAUGUAUUAUCUCGAAAGUGUAAGCAGUUCGAGUGAGUGUGAUGUUUACAAAACGGUAUAAUUGCUUACUUAUUUAUUGACUGAUUGGGUCAGCUCAAAGCAUUGUACAAGGACGCCAUGGACUUACGAGGAAAUGUGGCCAUUAGAACCUGUGGUCAUCUCACCCGUUUUAGUUUUGAUGUCCAUACUUUGACCUCGUAAUAUCAUUUUAGGCCCAGGUGCUACGGUUAAUUUGUCGCCAAUUAAAUUUGAUCUGAUACCAACUUCACCACCUGCUAUUACACGGUGUGCGAGCUUUUGGAUUACCACCUAUCAUCUUCAACAUGGAUCGGAAAGCGAUGAACGGAUGAGCGUGUGAUGAGGACGGCUAAGAUGUCCCGUGAUGGACAGGGUGGCUAGCAGUGGUGGGUGGCAGUGGAUGCUGGCAUGGGCCGUAGUGUCGCCCCAUGGCGGCUGACGGCCACCACCCCCAGGUGAUUGCCCUCCCACGUGGCCCCCGCUACGAGGUGGCAUCGGACCUCCCACCGCUCGGGACAAAGCUGGCCCCACACCAGUGGCCGCCACCCCUUGCACCCUUUUUACCUCAACACAGCAACCACGAUGUGGGGGAGCUACGCCCUGCAUCUCCGGCGGUUGCGUGGGGCCAGCAGGCACCUUACCAGGUCAAUCCCGUCACAGUUCCUCUCGGCUGGCGUCGUUGCAUUCUGCAAGGACAGGUGGUCUACUUCAGCCCAAGUAACCACCAACUGUGGAGCCUGCGUGAGGUGGGCGCCUACCUGCAGACAGAAGGGGUGUGCAAGUGUGGCCUCGACUGUCCCCUGUCCCUGGAACAGUGCUUCAACUUUGACCCAGCGACCCCUUCUCGGCCCCAGAGUGUCGAGCAGCUUACUGGCAAUGCACCCUACCAGAGGAAGUGCAAACCCCUGUUCCCUCCAAAUGUCAGCAAGGAGGGAUGCAACGCAGCAGUCUCCAUGGCGAUGACCACCGCCACCACGGUGACCACUGCCGUGCUGUCAUCUAGCGCAGUUGUUUCGACUACGGUCACAUCUGCCGCAGCUGUCUCCACCAAGCCUGCUAAGAAAGAACCAACUCGCAAGCGCAACUCAAGAGCGAAGCAAAGAGGGCCUUUUGACGGUGUCCUUGUCUCGCAGCUGUUAGCACAACGAGACCAAUUGGGAUUGCGUAAGCAGACGACAGGAGCGCUGACAUCUCUCGCAGCGUCUAAUGCGCUUACCAACACCACUUCAUCUUGGGGGCAGUCAUCGUCGCAACAAAUGUACUAUAAUAACUCAAACCACCUAGCAGCCCUUUCGAGUGGAAACAAAGAUGCAGUGAGCAAUAGUUCACUCCGUAAUGGGUAUUCGCAACUUUGCCCUUGCACGUCCAGCAACACACCUGCUCACUGCAUGACGAACCUGCAGACAUCAGCAGUUCAGCAGCACCACAAUCAACAAAGGACACCAUCCCCGAGUUUGGCAAGGCCUAGGUUACAGCGUAGACCUCCUAGGACGAGAAUGCCCAAGCUCAGCACGAUCAUAUCGAGCAGGUCUGUCGGAUCCAGCAUAAAUGUGCAACAGCAGGAUGCAACAUGCUCGUGCAACGUGAGUGAACAGACUUACGAUGUACUUCGCCCUGGAUUAGUUGGUGGAUAUCGUCCCAAUACAAACAGCGGACCACCGAGGACUAGUGCGUCUGUUUGUGUGGUCUCAGAUGUGAACGCGAUGCGCACGACGUGUAAUGUGCAGAGUCAACAACACUCCAUGAUGUCGAGAGAAAAGGGAGACGCUGAAUGUGAUCAGGUGUCUGGGUUAGGGGCUCCCUUGUCUCUGCGCACAGACAUGACGAAUCCCAUCGCUCCAGCAGGGAGUGUGAUGGUGCAACAGUUGUACAGUCAAAAGGUGGACAGUUACUCAGGACGCACACAGAUCAUGCAGCAAGUGAGUGGCAUGAUGCUUCCAGCGCAGCAAGCUUUUGCAGGACAGCAGCAUGAGCUGCAGUUGCAGCCGUCCGUAUUUCAAAGCAGAGCAGUUCAGCAGCCACCACAGGUGAUACACAACGGUGGCUCACAACUGGUCAUCCUCAACUCGCAACAGCAGCUAGCAUCUCCUCAGCCUACUGUGGAUGCCCUCGGUGCACAGACGAGCUUCGGCACGUUGCUGUCGCCAGAAAUUCGACAGAAGUCUGAUGGUGCCACAAAGGAGGCUGAGUGCCCACGUUCGGUGGCCGUGGCCCCAAUGAUGACACAACAGGUGUUGCUCGGGGGAGGAGUUGUUCCGAACGUUGUUGUGUCCACGGCAUCGGCGAUAGUUCCCCAGAUGGGAUUGGGAGCCCAGAUCCUGAACCAGCAGCCUGUAGUGCAGCUGGUGCAGCAUCCCAUGGCUCUACAGAACACACUGCUGCUUCAGCCUCCAACAACUCUGAGGCUGGACACACUCCAGGCAGCGUUUGGGACCACUGCAGGAGUGUUGGGCACUACAGGCACCUUUCUUUCACCUUCAUCUUUGAUUGGGUCAGAGACUGGAGCAACUCAAACAGUACUAGGGGUGCAGGGUUACAUGGAUGGAACACAGGAGGACCAGCGACCCAUGGUUGUGCAGGGAAGCAUGGCAUUUGACUCCACGGGUGCUGCAAUGCAGACAGGCUGCGAAGGACACCAAACGCAAGCAUAUUUUUCAACGGAGAGCCCAUGCACGUCAUGCGGACCAUCUGUGCAUGGUAGCCCGACCAACCCCCUGAAUGUUGUUAGCCUGGCACCUACCAUGAUGCAGGGCACUGUGGUGCCAACAGUGACUGUGUUCCCUGGAGGACAGGCUGUGAUGCAACCUUUGGGAACUGCCAGCUAUGGUGCCCUGUCCAGCCCACAGCUACUCAUGGGGAUGGUGCAGCCCCUUGGGGUGCUUGGAGUUGGGCCACAGGGGGCCCUGCUGCAGAACAUCCCUGUCAUGGCCACCACCUCACCCCCACAGCCACCACCAGUGACUCUCUUCCAAGACUCUGCUCCAGUUGCUGAUCAGGAAACUUUUGCUUCAAAUCCCUAUCCUCAACAGUGCCUCGUUGCCACACAGCAGUCGUUCCCUUCGGAGAAGCCCUUUCACGAGUCGAGCAUCAUCGAAGCAGAAAGGGCUCCACCCGAGGGCACCAGGAAGGACCCCUCACCCGGUGACAUCAGUGAAGAGGGGUGCCUCUGUACGCACAACACACACACACAAGCACUGAACAUCGGUGUUAGCUCGGGCAGCCCUUCCGUGACGUCAACUGAGGCACUUCAGUCGAGGUUCUCAGCCAGCGACACCUUUGUGGCUGGAAUGGAACAAGAGGGUCAAAUCUCUUCAAGCACUACGGACGAUUCGAGGCCCCCAGAGGGACACGUCACAAGCGGAGAUUCUGGCGUGGAGUCCAGUCAGGAGCCGAGCAACUCUUGUGGGCAGGGCCUGGAAGUGGAGCAGCAGGUGGUGGAGGAGAAAGAGGGAGGGAUUGAGGAGGUAAUGAAGCAGAAAACCAAGCGAGAAACAAAGAGGCGGAGGAGGGAACUGCUCUUUCUCACUCAGGGGGAUGGCAGGGACGACUCUGAAGAAGAAGAGCCCGAGUCCCCGCCACUGCCCCCUCAGCCCAGAACGUUUGACAUUGGUGAUGUAGUGUGGGGACAGAUAAAGGGCUUUCCCUCCUGGCCUGGGAAAUUAGUUCGUGCUGACCAGGUCAGGGGGCAUCACAUGGCUCAGGAUGGAAAGUUGUGGGUCCAGUGGUUUGGAGACCAUACCUUCACGCAAGUCGAACCCGAAAACCUGAAGACGCUCUCCGAAGGCCUCGAGGCACACCACAGAGCCAGAAAGAAAUAUAGAAGGGGCCGAAGGCUGAAUGGCAAUCUGGAGAAUGCUAUCCAGGAAGCAAUGAUGGACCUGGAUCGGCAGUCCGGCAUGGUGUAGCCAUAACGCUUUGUUCGGCCCCCUCUAUCCGUGUACCAUUCACUGGCUCAUAUUAUUGUUGUUUGCCCCCUGGACCCUGAUGUAGGCUUCUGUAAUAUAGGAGAAGACUGAGAAAGUUUUUAUAUUACACAGGGCUAUAGUAUGAUAUAUAUAAGAAUGCGUUGCUGUUGACGUUUGCCGUUUUAUUUGUUCGUCGCGAAUGGGGGAAGGUCACCGUUGCGAGAGUGUACAGUUGGAAGUCUGUGAAAGAGUCCGGCCGUCAAGGUUGCCGAAGAGACUGCCCGGUUGUUAUUGAGCCCCUUUUGGCACUUCUGCAUUUUUAUUUUCAUUUUUUUUUUUUCAUGCGCUUCGAUAUUUUUUACAUAUCGAGAGUUUGCUUUCAUCGACGUGAAUCCUUGGCAGCACGGCUCCUCACUUUUUUUAAACUUGUCGUUUGGUUUUGAGCUGCACUAGCACAAUCCUUAUAUAGCAGGAUAGAGAAUAGAAGAGAAUUAUGGACUUGAGUGGGAUUGUACCUGUUUAUGAUGUUUAUAUUGAAAUUGAGCUAUAGCAUAGUCACGAUGGAUGCAGUUGUACACUUCACGUCAGCGUGCUCCGAAGAUUGAAAGAGUGAUUUUGUGUUCUCCUUUGGUGUGAGGAUGUGCGCUUUAUUUCCUUUACUUUUUAUUAACAUUCAAUCAUGACUGAGCUAAAAUUUGCACCAUCCGGUGAAUUGUGACAACAUACAAGGCAAAGAGUAAUGAAAAUUUUAUUGUGGACAGUGCAUACUACUGUGUUGUCCAUUCGUUGCUUUCAUAAAUUCUAGUACACAGGUUUUUUUUUUCUUUUUUUCUGCCAUAUUUUAGUACCAGGUAUGGAAGGGCAUACGAAAAAGUAGAACCAAUGGCAGUUUUUGCAUCAUUAUAAGCAUUGAUUGGCAGUGUGAAAACUGUCAAUCAAUGCUUAAUGAUGCAAGACUGCCAUUGAUCUUACUUUUUCAUACACCCUUCCAUACCUUGUACUAAAAUAUUAUAGGAAAAUGUGCAGACCUGUGUGUUUUUGUAUUUCGUGCUCCUGUAUUGGUGGCUAAAUUUGCACACUGGCAAGUUCACUUUUGGGUUUUACCCGAAGUGGCGAUGAUGCCAAUUGGGAGCUGAGGACAGACUUUACCUAGCUUAAUCCUAAAACACAAUGCUCUAAAAAAUAUUGACAGAAUGGUGUAAAUGCAGGCUAGCCCAUGAUGCCCAUCGCUCAGGCUUGCCUAUCAUGGAAUCUAAAAAAUAUGUCAGUUUGUCACACCUUAAUUUCCUGCAUUGUGCAAUGUAGUACUAUACCGCGUUCAAUUUAACGGUUUUCAGUUAUUUGAAGACAUUUUUAAUCAGCACAGCAGAUCUAAAGUGAUUUUGCAACUGCAUCCUCGUGUAUGGAACAAAGUACAACGAGCAACACAAUGUGCUGUUAUUGAUAGAAUUUAAUUUCACAAGUCACAUUAGUGCGCACAUUUAUUGCGACAUGAAGGAGGCCAUGUCGUACAGAAUUAUAGAACACAGGGUCAGACGACGAUUAUAAAAGGAGUGACUGGCGCUACACGAGAGCCUUUUAUAUUUAUUUUAUGAGUUUUUGUCGUACCCAGAGUUAUGUACAUACAUAAAUGGCUGCACAUAUUUGAAACAAUCCAAGAGGCAAUGUGUACGUGCCACACACGGUGACUUCGUGUUGUAGACGUAUUGUAUAAGAGAAACUCAGCCUGGAUGUGCACCGAGAUAAUUAUUUUUCUUUAUCUUUAAGUGUGGAAUGUUUUGUCUUGAGUCGUCUUGGAGGUGCCGCAAAAUAUGGCUUUCCCCAGAAUCAAAAAGUUCCCCAAGAGGAGCUUAAAAGUAUGCAAGACUGAAGGUUAGGUAGGCACAUUUGCUGUGCGUAUUUGAACGUGUUACGCUUGAUCCAAUUCUGUUUCUCUGAAGAAUCUUGUGCUUCAAUUUUGCAAGAUUUUGGUCUAAAUUGGCUAGUUUGAAAUAAAUGUUACUUGUUUAAGAAA
Ornithodoros turicata is the source of this 5978-nucleotide messenger RNA. RefSeq lists its product as uncharacterized. The transcript is spliced from 10 exons. Gene Ontology annotation, molecular function: chromatin binding; DNA binding. The record is from RefSeq and is a predicted model, not a curated record. Lineage: Eukaryota; Metazoa; Arthropoda; Arachnida; Ixodida; Argasidae. Gene Ontology annotation, cellular component: chromocenter; nucleus. Bases 488 to 3964 code for a protein of 1158 amino acids.